AUGCACAACAUCUUUGCGAAACAUGACUGGAAACUAUUCUGCGGCCGUUCGGACUUUGGGGCAUCACAAGACGCCAAUAGAACAUUGCCUCAUUCGGAGGAGAGUCAUGAGAAGUUCAUUUGGGUGCGCACUCAACAUCCGAAAAAAAACAUUACGCUCCUUCAUCGGGCUCCUGCACCAACCAAAAAGCCUGAUAAAGGCACUCGGUCCAACGGCGCAUAUGUGAUGAAGUUCUGCACUCCCCCGGGAGUACGCAAGACCAUCACGUUAACCUUCCCCCCGCCUGAUAUCGGCCCACCAGUGGGUACAAUGCUAUAUCCAGUGAUGGAGAUCUAUGGUAGCGGCAAGCAUCCUGCACCGUACGGUCGCUUACCAGAAUUGGGCCAAUGGACGAUUGGAAAGUGGCAGAUCGCCUGGGCGUCCGGGUCGACCGGAAGAGGCCACAAGGGUCUUGGAAAUCGUUCUAUUUCCAGCGUUGGCAACGCCGCUUGA
Molecule: messenger RNA, 492 nt
Organism: Exophiala spinifera
Lineage: Eukaryota; Fungi; Ascomycota; Eurotiomycetes; Chaetothyriales; Herpotrichiellaceae
Exons: 1
Coding region: 1-492 (163 amino acids)
Source: RefSeq, a predicted model, not a curated record